AUGGCGUUCGGCAACAUCCUCACCAUUGCCGGUAUCCUCCUGCUAUUUAUUGUGAUCUUCGCCUUUGGGGUCGUCUCCCAGCAGUGCUGCUUCAACGCGUGCCACUGCCGCAGUGCCCAGCAGGCGGCGGCGGCGGCGUCGCAGAGCGCGCUGUGGGGCCGUGGUGGCGGGACGACGGCGGUCGGAGGUGGUGACCCGGAGCUGCUGCUGCUGCGCUCGCUGCCGCCACGGUGUACCGCGCCCGCGCCAGCGCCAGCGUUCGAACAAGGAGUGAGGACGCUGUGGAGUGCGUGCGGUGGGACACGGGCCAGCAGGGGCGUCGACCCGGAGCUGCUGCGCUCGCUGCCUGUCACGGUGUACCACGGUUCGGACAAGGGGCAGCGGUACGCGGUGGAGUGCGCCGUGUGCCUCGCCGAGCUCCGGGACGGCGAGGAGGCCCGGUUCUUGCCCCGCUGCGGCCACGGCUUCCACGCAGAGUGCGUCGACAUGUGGCUCGCCUCCCACACCACCUGCCCGCUCUGCCGCCUCACCGUCUCCAAGCCCGACGACGUAUCUCCUCAUCUGGCGCCUUCCUUGGCUCUCCCACCGGUCCCGCCGGAGCCCACGAACUACGCCACCGUCAACCUCCCCGCCAGCGUGCUUCUCGGGGUGUCUGACCAUGGCGCGGUCACUGCGGAGACUAUGACCACCGACGUCCCCACGAACCCAUCCACCUUGGUGAUCGAGAUCCCGGAGCUGGCCGUGCCGACGCCGACGCUGACCCCGUGCGACGCUGCCAAGUCACCGGGCUCGGCGAGGCUGAGAUCGUUCAGGAGGCUGUGGAGCUUCGGAAGGCAAGGGGCCGGAGCGACUCCUUCCUGCUCCUGUGCCGGUGCCGGCGCCAGCGAAGGAGUCGACUUGGAGCAGGGUAUCAGCUAG
This is a messenger RNA of Miscanthus lutarioriparius, 918 nucleotides long. NCBI's taxonomy places the organism in Eukaryota, Viridiplantae, Streptophyta, Magnoliopsida, Poales, Poaceae. The record is from the annotation of a GenBank genome assembly.